AGUAAAUAGUGAACCAAUAAAUAUACUUACAGUACCUACUACUAUGUAAUUUGAUAGUGGAGCAAAGGAGCAAUUAACUAGCAGCGGGUAGUUAACGUAAGCCAAGUGGAUAACGUCAGCGAUUUUGGUCUUGUUAUCUUGGAUAAUCAUUCCGUCAUCCCUUCUUCCUGUCUCAGUUUCUAUACACACACCAUGACUACCGCAGCGGUGUUCGGUUGUACAGGAGCCGUGGGCUCUCAGAUCCUCGCCACACUCCUCGCCGGCGACGCAUUCUCCUCCGUCAAGACGGUCUCGCGGAGACUCCCCAAGAACACCGAGUCUUCCAAGCUCCAGGCCAUCGAGGAAGGCGACACUUCAAAAUGGGGCGGCAUGAUCACCUCGCUGUCUCCCAAGCCGUCGAUUGUCUUCAACGCCGUCGGCACCACCAGAGCGGCAGCCGGGGGGAUCGAGAACCAGUGGAAGAUCGACCAUGACUUGUGCGUGGAGAACGCCCGAGCAGCCAAGGAGGCCGGAGUGAAGACGUACGUGUUCAUCUCUAGCGGCGGGACCCGAGGCUUUCUAUCUCGCUAUGUGCCUUACUCGAAGAUGAAGAUCGGGGUGGAGGAUGCCAUCCAGGAGCUUGAUUUCGAGCAGGCCAUCAUCCUCCGGCCAGGUAUGAUUAUCGGGAGGGAGACUGCCAAGGCUCCCUUCUUUGAGAGCGUUGUUGAAAACCUGAACAAGCUAGGACAGGGCGUCCAGGAUAGGAUAGGUCAAAACCAAACCACUAUCGGUAGAGCAGCUGUGGCAGCUGCUCGGAUGGCCGAGGAGGGAAAAGCACCGUCGAAAUACUGGAUCCUGGAACAGGCUGAUAUCGUCAGACUGGGCAGAGACGAGUGGAAGGAGUAA
This is a messenger RNA of Penicilliopsis zonata CBS 506.65, 885 nucleotides long. RefSeq lists its product as hypothetical. Gene Ontology annotation, cellular component: cytoplasm. The record is from RefSeq and is a predicted model, not a curated record. Gene Ontology annotation, biological process: import into nucleus. The coding region runs from base 193 to 885 and encodes 230 amino acids. Lineage: Eukaryota; Fungi; Ascomycota; Eurotiomycetes; Eurotiales; Aspergillaceae. The transcript is spliced from 2 exons.